This is a messenger RNA of Anopheles maculipalpis, 1413 nucleotides long. RefSeq lists its product as uncharacterized. Gene Ontology annotation, biological process: phospholipid metabolic process; arachidonate secretion. The record is from RefSeq and is a predicted model, not a curated record. Bases 15 to 1388 code for a protein of 457 amino acids. NCBI's taxonomy places the organism in Eukaryota, Metazoa, Arthropoda, Insecta, Diptera, Culicidae. The transcript is spliced from 5 exons.
ACAAGUCGGUCGCGAUGUGCGGUAUGGUGUCGACGUCCCUAGGACUGCGCGUACUGUUGUGUGUACUUACUGUGGUUCUUGCCAACGAGGCACGGGUAGCCGGUGUGCCGUUUAAUGAUUCUGCGCCGGAAGCAAGUACCGGAUCGCGGGAUGCACGAUUUCUGGAAUUCGGCGAGGGUCUCGGUAGUGAAGAGUUUAGUCUCUAUCCUGUGCAGUGGAACGAUGAUGGAGUGACAACUGCACGGUACGAUGACGGUGGUGAGCUAGUGCGGUUAGUGGAAGGUGGUUCGGAUUUGAAUCCAGAUCCUUACGAAGUGAUAGCGGUGAAACCUUACGGUUCUGGGCGAUUUGGAACCACUACAAUCAAGUAUACAGAUGCAAAUGGUUACCAGAAGUUGACUAGCGGUGACGUCACGCGCACACCGUUGGACGCUGCUUACCACUUCGCUUCUAACAGUGAACUGGGUGACACGACCAGCUUCUACCCGUCCGCAGCGGCCCUCCAAUCGCAAGAUGAACCGGUAGUGAUGGCAACGGCACCGUCUAUGUCACGUGUUUCAGAGUUUGUUCGUGGUAUGCUGCAGCGGUUUGGCGUGUACCAGUACAUUGAGGCGUACCAGAGUAAGGGCAGUAGCAGCAGUAGUAGUGGCAGUAGCAGUGGAAGUACCACCACUGGAACAUCCGGCAUAUCAUCGCACUUGCAACGUAUCAUACCACACCGUUUUCGGCCCCAUUUCGUCAGCACGGCCAAGGGUCUGCGCAACAUUCCGGCACAGCUCAACGACGGACAGUUGCAACCGGCCCCGGAAGAUGUACCAGAUGGAAUAGACCAACCACUAACGUCCGGUGGAUCCGCGGGACAGAACACCGGAAGCAGUAGUAGUAGUAGCAGCAGUGGGAAUGGCGCAGGUAAAAUCCCCGGAACGGCCGGCAGUAGCUCCGGUACGAUCAGCUCCCUGUUUAACACCUUCAAGCGGAAGGUCAAAGCCAUCUAUCCAGGGACCGUGUGGUGCGGUGACGGCAACCAGGCAAAGAGUGAGAACGACAUUGGGUUCUUCUAUUUGACCGACAGCUGCUGUCGCGCGCACGAUCUCUGUCCCAUCACCAUUGCAGCAGGGGAACAGUUUAACCGGCUGAAAAACAAUGGAUACUUUACACGAUCGCACUGUGACUGUGAUAAACAAUUUUUUAACUGUCUGAAGAACGCCAACACCCUCGUCUCGCGCCAGAUCGGCUACACGUACUUCAAUCUGCUGAAACCACAAUGCUUCCGCUUCGAGCAUCCCAAGCUGAACUGCACCAAAAGAAGUAAAGGCAAGUGCUUAUCCUACGUCGUGGACGAAAAGCAGAGCAAGCAGUGGCAGUGGUUCGAUAAUCUCAUCUUUUAGUCCCCGUUUGUGCAUGCGGAAUGCA